AAAAAUCACUCAGUUCCCUCUGCCUAGUAGGACCAAAGACACAGAGGAAAAGCAAAUUUGUUUACUUCCAUCUGAAAAAUGGGAGAGACCAAAGCGACCAUGGCCAACCAUCUAUUGGCCGUGAAACGCAACUCCGGCAAGAACUACAGUCAGAUCGCGGAGGAGACUGGGCUCACCAAUGUCUAUGUAGCCCAGUUGCUGAAACGUCAGGCCCAACUGAAGCCCGAAACCGCCCCAAAGCUUCGAGCAGCUCUGCCUGAACUAUCUGAUGAGAUGCUUCAGGAGAUGAUGAGACCACCCAUGAGGUCUUAUGACCCCAAUUUGAUUCAAGAACCCACUGUUUACAGGUUGAAUGAAGCAGUUAUGCAUUUUGGUGAAAGCAUAAAGGAAAUUAUCAAUGAAGAGUUUGGUGAUGGCAUCAUGUCAGCCAUAGACUUCUUUUGCUCUGUCGACAAAGUCAAAGGUGUGGAUGGAAAAGAUCGUGUAGUUGUGACAUUUGAUGGGAAGUAUUUGCCUCAUACUGAGCAGAAGUCAGAGCACAUGGUUUCAAGACUGAGGCUUAAUGGAAAUUGAUCAAUUCUGAUGUUGAUGCAGAUGCUAUGUGAGCAUAUUUGCUACUGUGUAAAUUGAGUCAUUGGAGUUAGUCUUAUAUUCUUAUGGGCUUAAUUUGUCAGAUGAUGAAUAAAAUAAGUACCCUUGUUGUCGUACUCGGAUCUUAUAGGGCUACAAGUACCAAUAUAAAAUUGUUUGCUCACUUUACAUGUUAUGGAUUGGAAAUGAAUAGAAGGUUGCAGUUUUAAAAACUUGUAAUAAAUUCAACUGGUAUUGCCUGAUUAAAACAGAUUCUGAAAUUUAUCAUGGAGUUGAUGGCCGGAUUUUCUUACAUGAAAUGAAAUGUAGGGAUCUCAUUUCUUUGA
Molecule: messenger RNA, 917 nt
Organism: Jatropha curcas
Lineage: Eukaryota; Viridiplantae; Streptophyta; Magnoliopsida; Malpighiales; Euphorbiaceae
Gene: CYN
Product: cyanase
Molecular function (GO): DNA binding; cyanate hydratase activity
Source: RefSeq, a predicted model, not a curated record